Messenger RNA from Ostreobium quekettii, 1176 nucleotides. The record is from the annotation of a GenBank genome assembly. NCBI's taxonomy places the organism in Eukaryota, Viridiplantae, Chlorophyta, Ulvophyceae, Bryopsidales, Ostreobiaceae.
AUGAAUUUUGAGACCACCGAGGGCGUCAAGGUGCACACGACCUUCGAGACGAUGGGCCUGCGGGAGGAGCUGAUGCGCGGCAUCUACGCCUACGGCUUCGAGAAGCCCUCCGCCAUACAGCAGCGCGCAAUAGUGCCGAUCAUAUCGGGGCGGGACGUGAUCGCCCAGGCGCAGUCGGGGACCGGGAAGACGUCCCUCAUAGCCCUCACGCUGUGUCAGCAGCUGGACACGUCCCUGCGAGAGAUCCAGUCCCUCAUUCUGUCUCCAACCAGGGAGCUGGCAGGGCAAACUGAGAAGAUCAUUUUGGCGCUUGGAGACUUUAUGAAUGUGCAGGCACACGCCUGUGUUGGAGGAAAGAGCCUAGGUGAGGACAUCCGCAAGUUAGAACAUGGUGUGCACGUAGUGUCUGGCACACCAGGCCGAGUCUUUGACAUGAUCAAGAGGAGGUCGCUGCGAACGAGACACAUCAAGGCGAUGGUGCUCGAUGAAGCUGAUGAGAUGCUGAGCAAAGGCUUCAAGGAGCAGAUAUAUGAUGUGUACCGCUACCUGCCAGAGACUCAAGUAGUGUUGGUAUCUGCGACUCUGCCACACGAAGUGCUGGAAAUGUCUCAGAAGUUCAUGACAGACCCUGUCAGGGUGCUGGUGAAGCGUGAUGAACUCACUCUAGAGGGAAUCAAGCAGUUCUUCGUCGCUGUUGAGCGGGAGGAGUGGAAAUUCGACACCCUUUGUGACCUCUACGACACACUGACGAUCACGCAGGCGGUGAUCUUCUGCAACACGAAACGGAAGGUUGACUGGCUGACCGAGAAGAUGCGGCAGAACAAUUUCACAGUGUCAUCAAUGCAUGGUGACAUGCCCCAGAAGGAGCGAGAUGCGAUAAUGGCGGAGUUCAGGAGUGGGAGAUCACGUGUGUUGAUUUCAACCGAUGUGUGGGCGAGAGGACUGGACGUGCAACAGGUGUCCCUUGUCAUCAACUAUGACCUGCCAAACAGCAGAGAGUUGUACAUCCACAGGAUUGGCCGGUCUGGAAGAUAUGGGCGCAAGGGCGUAGCCAUCAACUUCGUGAGGAACGACGACAUCCGCAUUCUCCGUGAUAUCGAGCAGUACUACAGUACACAAAUCGAUGAAAUGGUGAGGAGGCGCACUUGUGCAGUGGCCUGUUUUGCUUCAUUGUAA